AAACAUGAAAAGCAAUACAAGCUGGUCUUGUUCUUGUUUUAUAUUGAAACAAUGCUUGUUGUCCGUUCUCGUUCUCACUGAGACAGUCGUGGCCAUAAACCUGCCCCCAAACUUGACAAUUCCAGCGCUAAUAGCUUUCGGUGACUCCAUUGUCGACACCGGAAAUAAUAACAAUAUCAAAUCGAUAGCUAAGUGCAAUUUUCAGCCUUACGGCAUCAAUUUCCAAGGCGGAAUUCCAACCGGGAGAUUUUGCGACGGACGAGUCCCCACCGAUUUGAUAGCUGAAGAAUUUGGAAUAAAAUCACUUGUACCAGCAUAUCUGGAUCCAAGUUUAAAGCCUGAAGAUCUGUUAACCGGUGUAUCAUUUGCGUCGGGAGGUUCUGGUUACGAUCCUUUAACACCCAAACUCGUGGCAGUAAUAUCAUUAGAAGAGCAAUUAAAAUAUUUCGAGGAGUACAUAGAGAAAGUGAAGAAUAUAGUUGGAGACGAAAGAAAAGACUUCAUAUUAGCAAAUAGCUUAUUCUUAUUGGUCGCAGGCAGCAACGACAUAGCCAAUACUUACUAUGUUCUCCGUGCAAGACCUCAAUACGACGUCGAUUCGUACACUACUCUUAUGGCCAACUCUACCACCGAUAUUGUGAAUAAACUAUACGGAUAUGGAGUGAGAAGAAUAGCCGUGUUUGGUGCACCACCACUUGGUUGUUUACCAUCACAGAGAACCUUAGCAGGAGGCCUUUUGAGAGAGUGUGCAGAGAAUUACAACGAAGCAGCAAAGCUUUUUAAUUCAAAGAUCUCCAAAAAAUUGGAUUUGUUGCAUAAAACUCUACCGGGUAUCAAACCGGUCUACACUAAUGUCUAUGACCCUCUUCUCGAUAUCAUCCAGAAUCCUGCAAAAUAUGGAUUUGGAGUGUCUAAUAAAGGAUGCUGUGGAACUGGACUCAUAGAAGUUGGUCCCCUGUGCAAUAAAAUCACAGCUUCUGUAUGUCCCGACUUGUCUAGCCGCGUGUUUUGGGACAGUUAUCAUCCCACAGAAAAAACUUACAAAGUGGUAGUCUCACUCUUGAUUAGCAAACUUGUUAAUAAGUUUGUCUGAAUUUAAAACUAAAGUUCACCUCGUAAUGACUGAUUAUAGUUCAUCAUGUUUGAUCUGUAGUUUUUGGAAAUUUUAAGUUUGGCUAAAUUUAAAACUAAAGGUCAUCUCGUAGUGACUGAUUAUAUUUGCUCUAAAUAAAGGUCACUCAUCAUGUAUGGUUUGUAAUAUUUGGAAAUUGUAUCUGCUUUUAA
Molecule: messenger RNA, 1284 nt
Organism: Raphanus sativus (radish)
Lineage: Eukaryota; Viridiplantae; Streptophyta; Magnoliopsida; Brassicales; Brassicaceae
Product: GDSL esterase/lipase EXL3-like
Exons: 5
Coding region: 5-1093 (362 amino acids)
Biological process (GO): lipid metabolic process
Cellular component (GO): extracellular region
Molecular function (GO): lipase activity
Source: RefSeq, a predicted model, not a curated record